AUGGAGACGUGCAAGCCAGUCAAGAGCCCAAACGAAAAGCUAACUGCAGAAGCGCUAGCCAAAAGGUUAGAACUGGAUGUGGUUGAUCCACACAGGAUCAGUCAAUAUCGUUCGCUCACUAUGCGAGCAGCGUUCUUAGCCCAAGACCGUCCUGAUUUGUCAGAGACAGUCAAGUGCCUCGCACGAAAGAUGCAAGGACCCACCGAAGCUGAUUUCGGUGACCUGAAGCGUCUAGCUAGGUAUUUGAAGGGCAAUAUGCGAAUGGUGCAGAAGUUCACUCCGCAGAAGUUCAGCAAUGUUGUGUCAGUUCAUGCUGACUCGGACUUCGCAGGCUGUCUUCUCACUCGGAAGAGUACUACAGGUCUAGUCUGUUACUAUGGGCGACACACUUUGCGCCACUCGAGUAACCUACAGUCCACAGUCAGUCUUUCAUCAGGAGAAAGCGAAUACUAUGCCUUGGUCAAGGCAGUGGCUUCCGGAAUGGCAACCCAGGAGCUACUUAGAAGCUGGGGCAUUAACGUGAAUCUCCAGGUGUACACUGACUCAGCUGCAGCACUUGGAACGUGCAAUCGGCUUGGACUUGGGAAAUCGAGACACAUACAGACCAGAUACCUCUGGAUUCAGGAGAAGUUGGCCGAGCGAUCGUUCGAGCUGAUCAAGAUCGACACCAAGCUGAAUACCGCCGACAUCUGUACCAAAGCAUUGGCAAGCGAAGCUGCAGAACGACAUCUGAAGGCAAUGGGCUUCGUGAAGUGUUCUCGUUGCAACGAGAAAGUGGGUGAACUCGCCGGUGGCUUCUUGAUUUUGUUGCCUCCUGAGCCGAGUUCUCUUCGUUUCAGCGAUUGGGCCAUUGGCAAUUAA
Molecule: messenger RNA, 861 nt
Organism: Cladocopium goreaui
Lineage: Eukaryota; Dinophyceae; Suessiales; Symbiodiniaceae
Source: the annotation of a GenBank genome assembly